Puccinia triticina is the source of this 1197-nucleotide messenger RNA. RefSeq lists its product as uncharacterized. Gene Ontology annotation, molecular function: alpha-1,6-mannosyltransferase activity; GPI mannosyltransferase activity. The transcript is spliced from 3 exons. Gene Ontology annotation, biological process: GPI anchor biosynthetic process. Bases 1 to 1197 code for a protein of 398 amino acids. Gene Ontology annotation, cellular component: mannosyltransferase complex; endoplasmic reticulum membrane. NCBI's taxonomy places the organism in Eukaryota, Fungi, Basidiomycota, Pucciniomycetes, Pucciniales, Pucciniaceae. The record is from RefSeq and is a predicted model, not a curated record.
AUGCUGCUGCUGCUGCCCACCAUCCUGCUCGCCCGGGGAGUGAGCCUGCUCCUCCUCGCCUCCACCGCCCUCCGCCCCUUCGACCACUCCGCCGCUAUCAGACACCCCCGCCACGCCCAGCUCGUCCGCUGGGACGCCCUCCACUUCCGCUCGCCCAGCCCCCGCCGAGAGCAGGACUGGGCCUUCGCACGAGCCAUCGCCCUCCAGAAGCACUGCCCGCCCCUCCCCGCCAGCAUCCUCGCCGCCCUCGCCAGCACCGCAGCCACCCUCAUCCUCUUCCGCCUCACCCUCCAGCUCUCCCGCUCCCCCAGACACGCUACCCUCGUCGCCCUCCUCCACGCAUUCGCACCCGCCCCAGCCACCCAGGUCGUCCCCUACACCGAGCCCUUCUACGCCCUCUUCUCCUUCGCCGCCCUCGACCUCCACCACCGACGCCCCUCCGCCGGCCUGCCAGUCGCCCUGCUCGCCGCCGCAGCCACCGCCCUCCGCCCGCUCGGAACCCUCCAGGCGCUCAUAUGGCUCCCCGACGCCCUCCUCCACCUCGCCCGCUUCCGAGCAGCCCCCCUCUCCCCCACAUCAGUAGCCCGCCUCGCUAAGCACGCCCUCCGCAUCCUCGCCCUCGCCCUCAUCACCGCCGCACCCUUCCUCUACGACCAGUACGCCGCCUACACCCUCUUCUGUCGCCACCCCGCCCCCGCCGACAACAGGCCAUGGUGCGCGAACCCCAUCCCGAGCAUCUACCUCUUCGUCCAAGCCCACUACUGGAACAACGGCUUCUUGAACUAUUGGACCUGGAACCAGGCCCCGCUCUUCCUGCUCUCCCUCCCGGUGUACUGGGCCUCCUUCGGGGGCAUCUGGGCCUACUACCGCCACUUCCUAGCCAUCCGAGGCCAGCCCCGCAGCAAGGCCGAAGGAGCCCAUCCCACGGAGAGGCCCUUCCUCAGCCCCCACAUCCACAUCCACGUCCUCAUCCAGCUCAUCCUCACCACCACCCUCCUCCUCUGCUCCCACGUCCAGAUCAUCCUCCGCCAGGCCGCCACCAUCCCCGCCUUCUGGUGGGGCCUCGCCGACGGCAUCCAGCGCCACUGGGACCAUCCCCACAGCCCUCACAACUACUGGCGACUGUGGCUCCCCUGGAUCGUCGUCUGGACGCCCAUCAGCCUGCUCCUCUGGGCCGGCUUCUACCCCCCCGCUUAG